This is a messenger RNA of Rotaria sp. Silwood2, 825 nucleotides long. The record is from the annotation of a GenBank genome assembly. Lineage: Eukaryota; Metazoa; Rotifera; Eurotatoria; Philodinida; Philodinidae.
AUGGCUGAAUUACUUGCUUCAUCAUCAACAAUUAAUGAUGAAAAUGAACUUGUUUCAACAAAAUCUUCUCAAGAUGAUUCAACAUCAAAUGAAAUACUAUCAAUAAAUUCAUCACGUAUUCAGUCGAAAUUAUUUCAUCGACGCAUUGUUACUAUGCUAGAAACAUUAAAAAAAUCUAAUGAUAAUUCUUCUAUAUCACCCGUAAGAUCAUCAAAUACUGAAUAUAAAUCUCAACCAAUUACGUUUGGUCAAUUAAGACAAGCAACGAUAUCAUCUGUUUCUACACAAAUCAUCGAUGAGAAAUCAAUUUCUCAUCAAAUAAAAAAAGAUACGGAAGAAAACCAUGAUGAAACUUUAAUAUCAUUUGUAAAAGAUAAUAAUCCAAAUUUGAUUUCAACAAAAUCAAAAUCUUCUACAAAAGGUGAAAUAAAUAAAGAACAAUUGUAUUAUUCAACUUCACUUAAACAAUUAUUAGAACAACAAAAUGUUGUUACAGAAACAAAAGAUGAUAACCAACAAAUACAAAAAUCAACAUUAACUGUUGAUGAAAUUCUUGCUAUGUAUUAUUCUAAAGUAAAACAAUCGACAAAUAUAGAGUCUAAUUUGUUACCGUCGUCGUCGACUUAUUCUAAUACGCAUGUUACAAAUUUUCAUAUACUUCCAUCUGUACCAAAAUGGAAUUCUUCUGAAAACAAUCAACAUAUCAUUCCACCUCCUCAAUUGGUAUUAAAUAAACAAAACAGAAAUCGACCACCGCCACCUUCCUAUUCAUCUAGUAUAACUAAUACACAUCGAACAACUUCAAAUAGUAUGCAAAUCAUUUAA